This is a messenger RNA of Aegilops tauschii subsp. strangulata, 3357 nucleotides long. Its product is annotated as putative receptor protein kinase ZmPK1. Gene Ontology annotation, molecular function: protein serine/threonine kinase activity; ATP binding. The record is from RefSeq and is a predicted model, not a curated record. Lineage: Eukaryota; Viridiplantae; Streptophyta; Magnoliopsida; Poales; Poaceae. Gene Ontology annotation, biological process: protein phosphorylation; recognition of pollen.
AAAGGAGACUGGUCAGCGCAAGCGCAACGUUUACAGAUAAGACUUUCUUUCUUUCUUGCCAGAUCACAGCAUUUCUCCGGCUAAAUUUCCUUUCAUUACUGAAAGCUGAUAACACACAACACAAGCACCGAAGCCACGCUCCUGUCAAGUUGGGACACCGGGUUUUCCACGGAAGCACAAGAGGAAUGCUGCCGCUCGGUUCUGGUAGUAUAAAAUUCUGCACACCUUACUGAUCACAGGACCAUCACGGUAUCACUCACCUACGACCAGGAAUGGGAAGAAAUCAGAGCCGUCAGGCUGAUGAAGCUGAGCACGUGGCUUCUCUCUCACUCAAGACAAGCCACGGUCAACCUUGCCGGCUCUUGCUCAAUACUACCUGGAACCAUCGCGUUCCCUACCUUUCCUCACAAGAGAAUGCUAUGCUACUCGGUUCUAGCGUAAAACCCUGCACACCAUAUCAUCACAGGGCGACCAUCACGGCAUCACCUCUAUCUUCUAAGCUGAUGAAGCACGUGUUUUCCUCUCUCAUCAAGACAGAUCUCGGUCAACCUGAAAUUAUGCGUCCUUGUCGGCUCUUUGCUCCAUACUGAACCUGGAAGGCUGGAACCAUCGCUCCCUACCUUUAUCUUCAUCGCUCAUUAUUAUGAUCCAUCUGGUAAUAUCCGGGGUCCAUUUUCUGUACGGACUAAAAGGACUUGCCGUCCAGGUCCGUAGCAUGCGACUAGUACAUGCUACUACAGUAACUCGGCAACUUGGCACGUGAGCGUACUCUUUUUUUCAACACUCAUGUGUGUGAUAUAUACAUGGCUGUAGGCUGUAGCACUGAACGCAUCAGCAGAAACCAGAUGACGACUGCUGUGGCCUUCACCACAUCCAUCUCACUCCUCCUGCUGAUCCCCGUCGCUCUUGCAAAGGAUCACACCAAUGGCGGCAGCUACCUCGCCAGAGGCUCCUCGGUGUCCAUCGAGGAUGGCACCAAGGCCACCACCACCACCAUCCUGGCGUCGCCCAAUGGCGCCUUCGCCUGCGGCUUCUACAGGGUGGCCACCAACGCCUACACCUUCUCCAUCUGGUUCCGCUCCUCAUCGGCCAAGACCGUCGCGUGGACGGCCAACCGCGACGCGCCGGUGAACGGCAGGGGGUCCAGGCUCGCCUUCCGGAAGGACGGGGCCCUGGCCCUGCUCGACUACAAUGGCGCGGCCGUCUGGAGCACCAACACAAGCGCGACCCGUGCCAGCCGCGUGGAGCUCCUCGACAGCGGCGACCUUGUCGUCGUUGAUCCAAACGGCCGGCGCCUCUGGGGGAGCUUCGACUCACCCACCGACACGCUUCUGCCGUCACAGCCGAUGACCCGGCACACAAAGCUGGUGUCUGCGUCUGCCAGGGGUUUGCUCUCAUCAGGGUUGUAUGCAUUCUACUUUGACAAUGACAACCAGCUCAAGCUCAUCUACAACGGCCCUGAGGUCAGUAGCGUGUACUGGCCUGACCCUUUCACCACCCCGCUUGUGAAUCACAGGACUACCUACAACAGUAGCCAGUAUGGAGUUCUUGAGCAGACAGGCCGGUUCGCCGCGAGCGACAACUUCAAAUUCACAGCUUCUGAUCUUGGUGAUAAGGUCAUGAGGAGGUUGACUCUGGAUUACGAUGGCAAUCUCAGGCUGUACAGCCUGAACGCGACCACCGGCGGCUGGUCGGUCUCUUGGAUGGUAUUCCGCGGAGUCUGCAAUAUUCAUGGACUCUGCGGCAAAAACAGCCUCUGCAAGUACAUACCCAAGCUCCAGUGCUCUUGCCUCAGAGGCUUUGAGGUGGUCGAUGCAAGCGACUGGAGCAAAGGGUGCAGGCGCAAGGCAAACCUCAGGGCCACCCAGGAUUUCUCAUUCAGAAAGGUCGCGGGAGCUGAUUUCAUUGGGUAUGACUUGCUCUACUGGGAGCGGGUGACAAUUCGGAACUGCAAAGAUUUGUGCUUGGACAAUGCUAAUUGCCAAGCCUUUGGUUACCGUCAGGGAGAAGGCAAAUGUUUCACAAAGGUCUAUCUUUUUAAUGGCAAGAACUUUCCAAACCCUCACACUGACAUUUAUCUGAAAGUUCCCAGGGGAGCGCUGUCUUCCUCAGAAUUGGCUUCUACCGUAACCCAUGAAUGCAAAGUUCAUCAAAAGGAGGCCAACAGUACAUCUCUAUUGUUCCAGGAUGGCUCUUCUAACUUCAAGUUUGGCUACUUCCUUUCUUCUGCAUUAACACUGCUUUUCAUUGAAGUGAUAUUAAUCAUCGCCGGGUGUUGGGUUGUUCACAAAUGGGAGGGAAGACCAGAGAUUAUAGAUGAAGGUUACACGAUAAUUUCCAGCCAGUUCCGAAUAUUUAGCUACAGGGAGUUACAGAAGGCAACCAGUUGCUUCCAAGAAGAGCUAGGAAGCGGUAGAUCAGGAGCAGUUUACAAGGGAGUCCUCGAUGAUGCAAGGAAGGUCGCAGUGAAGAAGCUAAACGAUGUGAUCCAAGGAGAGCAGGAGUUCAGGUCUGAGAUAAGUGUCAUAGGCAGAAUUUAUCAUAUGAAUCUCGUCAGAAUUUGGGGGUUUUGUGUCGAGAAGACGCACAAGCUCUUGGUUUCAGAGUUCAUCGAGAAUGGUUCCUUGGCCGCAGUUCUUUUUGAUCACCAGAGUAACUCUCCUGUGCUCCAAUGGGGCCAAAGGUACAAUAUUGCACUUGGGGUGGCAAAAGGACUGGCCUAUCUCCAUCAUGAGUGUCUUGAAUGGAUUGUCCACUGUGAUGUCAAACCAGAGAACAUAUUGUUAGAUAGAGACUUUCAGCCCAAGAUUGCAGAUUUUGGACUGAUGAAGCUACAACAGCGAGGAUCAAGCGCAGAAAUGUUGUCAAAAGUGCAUGGGACUAGAGGCUACAUUGCACCAGAAUGGGCUCUAAAUCUUCCAAUCAAUGGGAAGGCCGAUGUUUACAGCUACGGCGUAGUGCUUCUUGAGUUAGUGAAGGGGGUUCGUCUUUCCAGAUGGGUGGCUGAGGGCGAGGAGGAGGUUGAAAUGGCUGGUAUAUGCUCUAUUGAAAUCCUUAAAGAAAAACUAGCAGGCGAAGACCAGUCAUGGCUUCUGGAGUUUGUCGACCACAGACUGGAUGGAGAAUUCAACCAGUCAGAAGCUACAGUAAUGCUUAAGAUAGCAAUAUCAUGUGUACAAGAGGACAGGAGCAGAAGACCAAGCAUGAGCCACGUGGUCGAAACUUUGCUUUCACUUGUGGAGUAAUAUUCAGUAUUGUAUUACUAUUGUUACAUCUAGCUGAUAUAAGAAUAACAUUAUGUGGUGUCGCAGAAAAGUUGCUGCAAGCCUUAUCGCUGCCAUAUGUAGCGGCUCUCCA